Messenger RNA from Glycine soja, 1388 nucleotides. RefSeq names its product protein FLUORESCENT IN BLUE LIGHT, chloroplastic-like. The coding region runs from base 153 to 1046 and encodes 297 amino acids. The record is from RefSeq and is a predicted model, not a curated record. Gene Ontology annotation, biological process: chlorophyll biosynthetic process. NCBI's taxonomy places the organism in Eukaryota, Viridiplantae, Streptophyta, Magnoliopsida, Fabales, Fabaceae. Gene Ontology annotation, molecular function: protein binding. The transcript has 5 exons.
AUAGAAAAAAGGUAGAAGAAAUCCACCUAGGACGCACAUAGUAAGGUGUGAUUCAGCAACAACAGCACACAAAGACACAGACACAGAUUGUUAUCCCAACGUUUUAUCCUUUCAGCUUUAAGCUCACCGAACUAACUCAGCAUUCAACAACAAUGGUGAUGCUCAUCCGUUGCUCUUGCUUCUUCGCUCGCCCUCGCUUCUCACAACCUCAAUUCUACGGCAACAACACCAAACCCUUACUCCCAGGGAAAUUAGCUUUUCUUUCUCUAAAACCUGACAAGGGUGUUCCACACUUUGAAGAUACGCUUGAUGGGUCUUCUAAGAUUUCAUGUUUGCUGCACUGCUCAAAGUGUAAGGAAGACAUACACCAAAGGUUCCCAUCACUGAUAUUUGUUGCGAGCAAUGUUUUGAUGUUCUCUAUGCCUAACACAGCUUUGGCUGAAACGUGUGAGGCUGAUAACUCUGUUUUCAAUAUGCCUAUACUGCUGGCAGUAGCACUCAUUGGAGCCACAGUUGGAGGGUUGCUUGCUCGACAAAGAAGGAAUGAAUUACAGCGGGUAAACGAGCAAUUGAUCCAAAUCAAUGCAGCUUUACGGAAGCAAGCCAAAAUUGAGUCCUAUGCACCUAGUUUGAGUUAUGCUCCCAUUGGUGGUGGUAGGAUACUUGAUAAUGAAAUUAUUGUUGACCCAAAGAAGCAAGAGCUAAUUUCUAAGUUGAAAAAUGGAAAGAACUUUCUAAGGAAUCAACAACCAGAUAAAGCAUUCACGGAGUUUAAGAAUGCACUUGAGCUUGCCCAGAAUCUGAAGGAUCCUAUUGAAGAGAAAAAAGCUGCUAGAGGCCUAGGAGCCUCACUGCAAAGACAGGGAAAGUACCGAGACGCUAUUAAAUACCAUUCUAUGGUUUUGGGCAUCUCGGAACGGGAAGGAGAGGACUCAGGCAGUACAGAAGCAUUUGGUGCAAUUGCUGAUUGUUACACUGAGCUUGGAGAGCUUGAGAAAGCAGGCCAAUUCUAUGACAAGUAUAUUGCAAGACUGGAAAAGGACUAAUCUUUACACCGUUUAACAUUUCUUGAAAGAAAUAACCAGUGUUGGAUUACUAGACUUUCAUCAUGGCUUGUCACCAUCUGUUUCAUGCGGAUUUUCCCUUUCCUUUCUGAUCCUCUCUAUGGAACUUCAGAUUAUUCAGUUCCUAUUUAUUUUUAGGUUGGAAAUGCUCAAAGCUAUAUGUAUUUCCAAGAUUGUGUAAUGUUAGUCCUUUAGACGAGCAAGGGAAAUAUUUGUGUUUAUCGGCAUCUACACUUCUAUUGUGUUUCUCUUACACCAGUAUAUUUAAACCCAUGCCACGCGCGCCCAUUAUCAAAACAUUAACAAAUUAUCAUUUCGCUAUUA